AUGACACCUAAAAUGACGCCAUCGAGCGCUUCGUCUUUGCGGAAGGCGCUGGUGACGCGUUGGGGCGUUCUCACGGACACAAGUUGUCUUCUUUUCGACAAUACGACUGCCGAGCUACUGGCUGGAUUGGACCUGGCCAAGUUGAAAAUUGUCAAGUCCAGUAUGCAGCCCAAUAAAGACUCGAGACUACCAUUUCCCUUGAAGAUGUACGCCAAGGGCAGUAUGUACGUGCUGUAUGUAUCGAGUUACGCACAGCAGCAGUUGUGGGAAUACAAGAUCAACCUGCGUCGACGUGCUUCACUGAUUCCUUAA
Peronospora farinosa is the source of this 312-nucleotide messenger RNA. Lineage: Eukaryota; Oomycota; Peronosporomycetes; Peronosporales; Peronosporaceae. The record is from the annotation of a GenBank genome assembly.